This is a messenger RNA of Gloeophyllum trabeum ATCC 11539, 1381 nucleotides long. RefSeq names its product UAA transporter. Gene Ontology annotation, cellular component: Golgi membrane; endoplasmic reticulum membrane. Lineage: Eukaryota; Fungi; Basidiomycota; Agaricomycetes; Gloeophyllales; Gloeophyllaceae. Gene Ontology annotation, molecular function: UDP-glucose transmembrane transporter activity; UDP-galactose transmembrane transporter activity. The record is from RefSeq and is a predicted model, not a curated record. Gene Ontology annotation, biological process: UDP-galactose transmembrane transport. Bases 1 to 1164 code for a protein of 387 amino acids. The transcript is spliced from 6 exons.
AUGUCUCUCGUAAGGCUGGUAAUAUGUGUGUCGGGCGUGUAUGCCAUGUUCCUCCUCUGGGCCAUCGCCCAAGAACGACUGUCCGUGCCGUUUAGGUCGACGGUCCCCCCGCACACGUCCGACAAGUUCCACUUCCCGCUGUUCAUGGGCACGUGCCAGAGCAUCCUCUCGUCGCUCUCCGCGCUGCUCUACCUCCUGAUCCGUCGCCCGCCGACGUCCACCGUCUCCCUCUCCCACAUCCUCGGCCUCUCCCCUCCUCCCCCUCCCCCUCCCACCACCAAAACCCAAACCAACGGCUCAGCCAAACCCUCUCCCCCUCCUCCCCCAAAGUCCCUUCUCCGCAGCUUCCUCCAAAUCUCCCUCCUCUCGACGCUCGCCGCGCCGUUCGGCUUCGCCUCGCUCGCGCACGUCUCCUACCCCUUCCUCGUGCUCGCCAAGUCGUGCAAGCUCGUCCCCGUGAUGCUCAUGAACAUCCUCGUCUACCGCCGCGCGUUCGCGCCGCACAAGUACGCCGUCGUCGCGCUCGUCACCGCCGGCAUCGCGCUGUUCAUGCACUUUGGCGAGGGCCAGCGGUCGUCCCGGACUGGCAGCAAAGGGGAGGGGGACGGGAGGAGCCCGUACUUGGGCCUGCUGUACCUCCUCGUGAACCUCCUCCUGGACGGGCUGACGAACAGCACGCAGGACGAGAUCUUUAGAAUGUACAGGCACCUGACGGGCCAGCAGAUGAUGUUCUGGAUGAACGUCUUCGGCACGGGCGUGUCGACGCUCCUCGCCGUCCUGCCCCUCCCGUACAUCCCCGUCAUCCACCCCUCGCACGGCGCGCACGGCGAGUUCGGCGAGGCGCUCGCGUUCGUGCGCACGCAUGAGGGCGCGGGGCGCGCGUUGUUGGGCUUCGCGGUCACCGGCGCGGUGGGGCAGCUGUUUAUUUUCGAGACGUUGCAGCAUUUCGGGAGCCUCACGCUCGUGACGAUCACGCUGACGCGCAAGCUGUUCACGAUGCUCCUCUCCGUCGUCGUGUACAAUCACACGCUGACCGCGGGCCAGUGGCUCGGCGCCGCCGUCGUCUUUGCGGGUAUAUGUCUAGAGGCCUACGUUAAACGGAGAGACGUGCAUGCGAAGCGGGUGGUGCAGGAGAAGGAGAAGCCGGCGCUGAAAGAGCUGUGAUGUGUUGUAGACUCUAGAGUGGUUUGUGUGAUAUUGUUACUAAUGUUUAGAGGAUGGACUAGACCGGCCUUGGAGGAGGGGUAUUUAUUCAGUUGCUUUCUAUCCACGUUGACGUCCAGAAGCUCGGGUCUGCAACCAGAUAUCAUCUGUUCCCGUGCGUGUAUGUAUUUUAUCGAUGCUGGUGCGAGGUUCGUGCUGCCUGGACGUCCGCGACGGC